AUGGUUACCCAGGCUCUCACGGCGGAAAGCUAUCCCCCAGAUGUUGACGGCCCCGAGAGGGAGAGGCUUGUCGAGGUCAUCAAAGACUGGUCCAUCGCCAACGGGCUCGCCGUCCGCCCACCACCGUCGCUGGUGUCUGCCGAGACAGAUCCAGAAGGUGUGCUGGCUACUCAUGUCCCCGUGACCUUGUUUCCCAGCCCGUUUCCGCAGGUCUGCUUCGACCAGGCGAAGGGGGUGCAGACGGCAUACAACGAGCUGUAUGCCAAAGUCAGCCAGGAUGAGGGCUUUCUAGCCGACAUGGUCAAGGAGGUUGCAGAUGGAGACGACUUCAUUGGGAAUUUGUGGAAGGUUCACUCCAGAGUCAAGGAAGAAGGCUACAGCCUCUCUUUGGGACUGUUCCGCUCCGAUUACAUGGUUCACAAGGACACGGCUGACCCGUCAUCGAUGCCCAAGGUCAAGCAAGUCGAGUUCAACACAAUUGCUUCUUCUUUCGGAGGACUAUCGUCUUCAACUUGUUCACUCCAUAAAUUCCUCGCCGACACCGAGUACUCGUCCCUCAAGCAGCCAGGGGCGCACAGCAGCCUGAACCUCCCCAGCAGCGACAGCGUCGAGGGCUUAGCAGGUGGCAUGAGGGCAGCCUUCAAAGCAUACCCAAAGUCAGAGCUCGGCCUCGAGACCUGCAUCAUCUUCCUCGUGCAAGACGGCGAGCGCAACGUCUUUGACCAGCGGCACCUCGAAUACGCCCUGCAGAGGUCCUCCCCGCAGCGGAUCCCCGUCUUCCGCCUCCCCUUCAGCGAGACCCUCCAGCGCACGCGCAUAGCCGACACGCCGGGCCGCCAGCUCCUCUACCGGCUGCCCAGCAACCCGGACAAGGAGUUCGAGGUCGCCGUCGUCUACCUGCGCGCGGGCUACGGCCCGUCCGACUACCCGGACGCGAAGGCCUGGGACGCGCGGUACCACCUCGAGCGCUCGGGCGCCAUCAAGUGCCCGACGGUGCUCACGCAGCUCGCGGGCGCCAAGAAGGUGCAACAGGUGCUUGCGACGCCCCCCGUAGGCCCCUCGUCCGCGGGCCACGGGCUGAGCCGCUUCGUGCCGGAGGACUCGAAGGCUUGGAAGGACCUCUGGGCGACCUUCACCAACAUCUUUCCCAUGGACGACGGCGAGGCGGGGCUCGCCGCGCGGAAGCUGGCGCUCGACCCGGAGGAGUGCAAGCGCUACGUGCUCAAGCCGCAGCGCGAGGGCGGCGGCAACAACUGCUACAGGGCCGCCAUCCCGCCGUUCCUGAAGGGCCUGCCCGAGGCGCACUGGAAGUCGUACAUCCUCAUGGAGCUCAUCACACCGCCGCCGGUGAGCAAUAUCAUCCUUCGGAAUGGGAAGCUCGAGCAGGGCGGGGUCAUCUGCGAGUUGGGCAUCUACGGCAGCUGCGUCUGGGACCAGGGCACGGGGAAGAUCCUGCACAAUGAGGAGGCGGGGUACCUGUUGAGGACCAAGGGAGAUCAGAGCGAAGAAGGAGGUGUCGCGGCCGGUUUUGGUUGUAUGGACUCUUGCAGUCUGGUUUAG
This is a messenger RNA of Diaporthe citri, 1560 nucleotides long. RefSeq lists its product as uncharacterized. Gene Ontology annotation, cellular component: cytosol. Gene Ontology annotation, biological process: glutathione biosynthetic process. NCBI's taxonomy places the organism in Eukaryota, Fungi, Ascomycota, Sordariomycetes, Diaporthales, Diaporthaceae. Gene Ontology annotation, molecular function: glutathione binding; ATP binding; glutathione synthase activity. The coding region runs from base 1 to 1560 and encodes 519 amino acids. The record is from RefSeq and is a predicted model, not a curated record. The transcript has 4 exons.